GACCAACAUAAAAAGAAUAUUAGACAAUUUUCACGACUGCUGUGAGGCAUAUUGUGUGGAGUUAGAUUACAGAUAAUCUUGUUGACGGCGCCGUCUUUAUAAAUCGUAACACCCCAUAAACAAGCAGGCAUGGGAGCUGGUUCCAGUCAACCCAGUGAGAAUGAUGAGCAGGCCAUCGUACCCCARCAGGACAGGAGGAAGACCUCUAACAGGAGACACUCUGAGGAAACACUGGMCUGCCCAACCUGCCAGGGCACGGGCCGCAUCCCACGAGGUCAGGAGAGCAAAUUGGUGGCAGUGAUCCCCUGCUCCGAUCAGAGGCUGAAACCACGACACACGAAGUUGUAUGUCACUGUGUCGGUGACGCUGUGCCUACUGGUCAGCUCGCUGGUCCUCUUCUUCUUGUUUCCUCGCAGUGUCAUCCUCUCACCCGGGGCUGUCGAGUCUGUCUAUGUUUACUUCACCCCAACCACUGUCCAAUUGAACAUCACGAACAUCCUGAAUAUUACCAAUGACAACUUUUUUACAGUUCAGGCCUAUAACUUGACAGUGCAGGCUCUUUUUGAUAAAACGGUUGUGGGCAAGGCUGAUAUGAAAAAUGUCACCACCGUCAAACCACUCACGGACAAAACRUUUGCCUUUGAGAUUCCUGUCACGCUAGUGGAGGAGGGUCUGAACAAUUACUGCAAGAAAUCUACAAUCAAGAUCCACACGUUAUUUGUCCAUCUUCAGAUGUCAAUGACUGUCUACUACCUGGCCCACUUUGAGCAGCUUUCCCUGGACACGUAUGAAUACAUCGACUGUGGGUCUAACACCACAACACCCCACAUCAUCAACCCUACACCCUGAGAACAAGGGCUCCAUUAGGGGCGGGAUGACAAGGGUGCGGGGAAGACUGAGGAGCAGGCCAGGAGGUGAACUGUGGAGAACUGUGUGGUCAAAAGCCAUAGUUAAUGCAAAUGUUCCCUCAAGUUAUGGGGAAGAAGGAAAUAACACAAAUGURGAGUUUGAAAUUAAAAUUAAAGCUCUGAAAUGUUC
Messenger RNA from Salvelinus sp. IW2-2015, 1038 nucleotides. Its product is annotated as transmembrane protein 106B. NCBI's taxonomy places the organism in Eukaryota, Metazoa, Chordata, Actinopteri, Salmoniformes, Salmonidae. The record is from RefSeq and is a predicted model, not a curated record.